AUGUCCAUGUCUGUCGGGAAGAGAAGCGUGGUGGUGCACUUGCCAGUGCAACAAGACCAACCAACGGGACUGUUGAACCAGGUCCAUAUGACAAUGCCUGACAAUUAUUCCCCGGAUGUGGAGGAUAAACACUAUCGAAGGGCCGACAUUCCCCUUGAUCACUACCACUCCAUCGGCCGAGGCACCCAGGCGACGGUCAUUGGUGCACAACUUCAAAAUGGGAAGAUGCGUCGCGUGGCCGCAAAACGGUACAAGAUGGACGAGUUGAAGGGCGACAAAUCGCAUAAAUGGCUGAUGCGCGAGCUGCAGAACACGCAAUACCUUGUCCACCCGCAUAUUGUUCGCUGCCUGGACACGUUCUACGAGAAGGACCAACACGGUAAAUUACUAUACACGUGGAUCGUCACCGAACGUAUGGAAACGACGCUGGACAAAUACUUUAAGCGCCUGAACGCCCCGGAGAAGAUCCACAGACCGCGGGACCAUCGACACAUCGCCGCGUUGAUGACGCAGCUGUUCAUGGCGCUUGAUUUUCUGCACCAUCGUGGAGUGAUGCACAGGGAUCUCAACCCGAAAAACGUCGGGCUCAACCUGCAAGAUUUCAAAAUCAAGAUUCUGGACUUUGGAUGCUCCGGCCUAACUGAUAGCGAUGGGCUGCAAACUACAAAAAAUCGCGUGGGGACGCCGCCCCUCUACCGUCCGCCCGAGCUGCUGGUGGAGCAUGUUGUUUACGAUUCGGGUGUCGAUGUCUGGGCGGUCGCUCUUAUUGCGGUGGAGAUGCUGGGCAACAAGCUGUUCCUGCCACGAAACUACAAGCAGUCGCCGGCGUUCAAUCAGGAGCAAUUGCGUGAACAAGGCCAAGUGUCGGUGCUGUUGCAAAUUCUCACUAUCCUCGGGCUGCCGGAGCACCGCUACGUAGAGACGUUCCAUAAUCACUUCCUCAAAACGGCCGCGUGUCCGAGUCAACUAGCCUACGCGCUUGUGGAACCCUUGAAUCGACUAGGUCCGGACAGCUCGGCGCUUACGAAAUCAGACCUCCAGGAACUGCUAUGCAAAAUUCUCAUCUUCGACCCGCGACGUCGCCCUACGCCCGCCGAAUGUCUGAGACACCCGUAUUUGAGCAGAAUGCAUGAUAAAUACCGGCAGACCGCCCCGAUCCAAGAUGGGAAAAGCGAUCUAGAGCGACUCGAUGAGAUGCUGCAGCUUUACUCGAAGAAACUGGAGCCGGUCGGAAAUAGAGAAGAGCUGAAUGCCGAGAUGGACUUCAGCAAUAAU
Messenger RNA from Mesorhabditis spiculigera, 1275 nucleotides. Lineage: Eukaryota; Metazoa; Nematoda; Chromadorea; Rhabditida; Rhabditidae. The record is from the annotation of a GenBank genome assembly.